Messenger RNA from Aspergillus affinis, 4041 nucleotides. RefSeq lists its product as uncharacterized. The transcript is spliced from 8 exons. The record is from RefSeq and is a predicted model, not a curated record. Bases 1 to 4041 code for a protein of 1346 amino acids. Gene Ontology annotation, biological process: regulation of DNA-templated transcription; DNA-templated transcription. NCBI's taxonomy places the organism in Eukaryota, Fungi, Ascomycota, Eurotiomycetes, Eurotiales, Aspergillaceae. Gene Ontology annotation, molecular function: O-methyltransferase activity; DNA-binding transcription factor activity, RNA polymerase II-specific; DNA binding.
AUGGGUGCCCCUUCAAAUAGUCUAGCCGAUUUGGCCGCAGAAAUCAGCCAAGCCACCGAGCAAGUCAAUGCCUUCUUGGUUGCAAACGGCCAUCCCCAGCCAUCGUUCGAUCGCGAUGCACCCUCUGCAUUCCCGGAAGCACCGGCAGCUAUCCAGGCGGCCCGUCAGCAGAUUCUGGAUGCCUGCCAGACCAUGUUCGAUGUGUUGGUUGGACCGGCUGAGCAUCUCCGCUGGUUGGCGUGUAGGUACCACGACAUGUCUAGCCUUCGGUGGCUCUAUCACUUCAACAUUGCCGCCGCCAUUCCACUAGACCGGGUCGUCCCAUACAGCGAAGUCGCUGCUACAGCCAACGUAGAUGAGAACCGCCUGAAGAGUGUCCUGCGUCUAGCCAUGACAAACCGGCUCUUCUGCGAGCCACGCCCGGGUUUCGUCGCACAUAAUGCCGCCUCAGCCCUCCUGGUCACCUCGCCUGCCCUGAACGACUGGGUCGGGUACACCUCCGAGGAAACCUAUCCCGCCUCAGCCAAGCUGGUCGAGGCCACCGAGCGUUACGGCUCUAGCCAGCUCGCCAACCAUGCCGCUUACAACAUCGCCUUUGACACCGAUCAGUCCAUGUUCGUACAUCUGCAACGUUUCCCGGAGCGGGAGCGGCGGUUCGCCAACACUAUGGUUGAGAUGACCUCCACCGAGGGAUAUGGUGUGCAUCAUUUGGUGGACGGGUAUCCGUGGGAGGAGGUCGAGGGCACAGUGGUGGAUGUCGGUGGCUCAACAGGCCAUGCGAGCAUUGCCAUCAGCCACAAAGCGCCCACGGCCCAGUUUGUGGUCCAGGACGUCGAGGGGGUGGUUGAACAGGGCCGCGCCGCCUUACCUCCUGCGGUGGCAGAGCGCAUCACCUUCCAGACGCACGACUUCUUCACCCCACAGUCCAUCACGGCGGAUGUGUAUCUGUUGCGCUUUAUUUUGCAUGAUCAUCCCGAUGCCCGGGCCGUCACGAUUCUGCAGAAUCUCCUGCCCGCCAUGAAGAAGGGUAGUCGGGUCAUUCUGAAUGAAGGAGUGCUGCCAGAUCCGUUAACGCUGGGGAGGGGCGAGGAGAGGAUUGCACGAAUCAUGGACAUGGAGAUGAUCACUACCUUUAACGCGCGGGAACGCCCGAUUGAGGACUGGAAGAAGCUGUGCCGGGAUGCACAUCCGGGACUGAAAUUGCGCCGCUCCUUUAAACCAGCUGGGAGCAUUAUGUCCAUCAUGGAGUUUGUUAUGGAAGAAUUUCCUUAUAUAUGGACCCACGCCUCUGUCGCCGCGAUCAACCAGCGGCACGCCCACUUCGCCCAGCGGUACCCGGGCAGCUGUGCGGACCCGGACGACCACCUCUACGUGCUCUUCUUUACUGCCAUCGCCCUGCACCACUUCCGCACCCGGCUCCGCCUGCCCGGCCGGACGGAGACGCGGGAUGGCCGUCCUCUUCCUCGUCGAGGUCCCGCAAAAGAGAUCUUGCGAUCAGUUUCCGAUCUCGACAAGCCAGAAUACAUUGCUGUACUGCCACCUAAUAUUCUCUGGAUAUUUGAGAAUAUAAAACAGGCGAAAUCAUACAUUGAACGGGAAAUGGUGAAAGAUCAAGGCGAUCAUCAUCAUUUCUUUGCUUUCCUGGUCAAUCCAAUGUCGAUAGCCCAGGAUGUAACUCCUGCAGCUGACUCUAUAGAAAUUCCAGUGAUCCCAACAAAAGCUCCGAUUCACCCGUUGAAAUGUGAUCGGAAUCACCCCUGUGGCAAUUGUCUGAAACGUGAGGGUGUUGACGUCAGUUCUUGCAUCUACGCGGCCUCUCCUACACGGACACAGAACCACAGUCGAGGCACUUCGACACCUGAAGACAUGCAAACUCGAAUUGGUCGUUUAGAAGACAUAAUUCUGGCUUUGAUGCGUGGGGAUGGCAACGCUGAUGUGUCGAGCGCAGCAACUACAACCACUGUGGCUAAGACAGCGACAAUGGACAGCACAUCACAAUUUGCGACAGCCGGCCUGGCCGACGAAGCGACAAUACACAGCCAUGAUGUGGAUCGCCAUGCUGAUGGCAGCUUGGCCGGCUCUCUAGGUUACCUCAAUAUUAACGUUGAUAAGGGAAAGUCGAAGUAUAUCGGUCAGGAGCACUGGCAUACUAUGUUAUCGGAAGUUGCAGAGGUCAAAGCCUACUUCGCCAACCACGAGAAGGAGAUGGAAAACAACGAGAGAGUCAGGAUGUCCAAGCCGGCAAGCGCUAGAGAAGGACUCACCUUCCUCCUCGGGGCCGUUCCUCCUGCCACCGACGUUGAACUACGAGCUGAGUUGCCUCCCAUGUCGGCUGUCCUCACCUUAUGCUCGCGAUACUUCAACUCGCCGGAUAAUCUUGUCGUCAUUGUCCACUACCCGACAUUUCACCAGCAACUCCAACGCCACUGGCAAGACCCGUCCAAAACACCUAUCAUGUGGUUAGGUUUGCUAUACUCAAUAUUGUGUCUUGCGAUGCUGAGUUACUACAAAUUUGGGGGUGAACCUAUCGAAUGGGAAGGACAGGUCCUAAAAAUGGCAGGCGAGUACCGGUUACGGACCGUGCAGUGCCUGAUAACGGCUGACUACACGAAGCCAGUUGAAAACACAGUGGAGACGAUGCUGCUCUACGUCUUCGGGGAGUAUUCAUCGCGAUUUGAUGUUGAUCUGGGACUUUGGUUGGUCGUCUCGAUGGUCACCAAGAUCGCCUUCCAUAUGGGAUAUCAUCGCGAUGCAAAGUGGUUCCCAUCGUUGACGCCGUUCCAAGGUGAAAUGAGACGACGGACGUGGGCUUUGUUGCGAAUGGCCGAUGUAAUGUUUUCUCAUCAGGUUUCAUUGCCUAAUACGAUUUACAGUCAUCAGUGCGAUACACAGGUGCCCACAAAUCUUCUCGAUGAGGACUUUGGUCCCGAAACUCAGACUUUGCCUCCAUCUCGCCCAAACACUGAGCCCACACCGACUGCAUACAUGAUCGCGAAGGUGAAAUUAUGUAAUGAGAUGAGCGACAUCCUGCAGUCAACAAACCGCGUUGAUGGUCAGGUUCCGUACGAAGAAAUCCUGCGCUUUGAUACCCGAAUUCGUACGAUCUACCAGGAGCUUCCCCCGCAUUUGCAGGCAGUGUCACUGAAAGGCUGUCACGAUCCAAUUACGGUGAUCAUGAUGAGGUUCAGCAUCAACGCGCUUUACCUAAAGAUCAUUUGCUUAUUGCAUAAGAGAUACGUGCCUCUCGCGCGGCAAAACCCAAAAUACGCGUACUCGCGCCGAGCUGCCGUCACAGCCGCAUCAGAGACGCUACAAAAUCUCAUCACUCUGCAUCGUGAAUCAAAUGAUACCGGAGGGCCUCGGUCUCUUGAGUGGUUCGUGAAUUCGAUGGCCACCAAGGAAUUUCUAGUCUGCGCCAUGCUUGUGGCGCUAGAUCUUCAUUAUGACUGCAUAGCGGAGCUUAACAACGAUGAAAAAAUCCGGGAGACUGCACUUUUCUGGACAGUUGAUCAACGGAAGGAGAUGUUGAGCAAUCUCGAUAUGAUCAAGGAUUUCUGGAAAGGACUGGCCGACGGCUCAAUUGAAGCUACCCAGGCAUCCAAGGUACUGGAAAUCAUGUUGGAAAAGAUCAAGAGCCCUGCGGCCACACCGGAGAUCACAGAGGAGAUCAGAAGCGCGAGAAGCAGCCAAUUAUCCAACGAACAGCCGGUGCACAUGACUGCAGCGAUGCUGGGCAGACUUUCAACAGGCAUGAUGCCAAACACAGCCACAACCGAUGAAGGGACGCAAGCUUCUAGCGCUUUGUACAACAUGGACUUCAGCGACAAUUCGUCUGGCUCAAAUAUGAUGCCAAACUUUGGCGGAGCCCACGGGGACACCAACAACACGGGGUUUUGGCCCCCAAUGUUUCCAAAUUCCAUGGCAGGCGAUGACUUUGCCGAGAAUUUUGACUGGAACAUCUUCGAAAACUACACACAAAGCACAAACUGGGGAGGUGGCGACGCAUUUCAGAUUUUUUCUCGGCCACAAAAUGCAGACUGA